UUGCAGUUGGGCAGUAUAUUGAUAAGUUGCUUGCGGUAUAUCGAUGUGCGAUAUUUUUAAAAAUAGUAUCAACAAUCACUGUAAGUGCAUAUAUCGCCAUUUUUUGAGGCACGCCGCAGAGAUUUAUUUGCAUACAAAUAAAAAAGCAGUCGAAAUGCUAAAAUGGAAUGUUGGACCCUGGCUGUGCAUAGCAACAAUGACGCUGCUCUGGCCAGCAUUAGUCAACGGCUAUGACAAAGAGAUGACUGUUUAUGUGGACGCCGGCAAAAAGGAAUGUCUCUAUCACACCGUCAAGGUUGGCGAAAUCAUUGACUUUGAAUAUCAGGUCAUCGAUGGUGGCCAUGGUGAUCUCGACAUCAGUUUCGCCCUCCUCGAUCCCAUUGGCUUAGUUAUUGUCAGCGAUUACAAAAAGCCCGAGAAUAUGCAUCAGCAUGAGGUGCAGAAGGAUGGCGACUAUCGUUUCUGUUUCGAUAACAGUUUCAGCAUGUUUAAUCGCAAAACUGUCUUCUUCGAACUGAUCGUGGAACGCGAAGGCGACGCCAAUCAUGGCGACGAACAGUGGAAGGCGGAAGUGGACGAGCUAACGGGCCUGUCGCGAGACGAAUACUAUGACAUGAAGGUGCAGGACAUUAUGGACUUCAUUGGACGCAUUCGCAUGCAACUGACAAAGGCGCGACAACUGCAGGAUUUGUUGCGUUCGCAUGAGGCAAGAGAUCGCAAUCAGGCCGAGGCCAAUUUCCAAGUGGUCAACAACUGGUCCAUGCUUCAGAUGAGCGCCAUGAUAGGCGUCGGACUCAUCCAAGUGUUUAUGCUGCGCAGCAUCUUCGAGACACACGGACGCAUGCAUCAUUUCUGGCGUAAAUUGGGCAUUUGAUGAGACUUCACAUCAUCAUGAUCAUCACCUUCAUCUCAUCAUCAUCAUUGUAGCAUUUACCAAAGAUGUUGUUUGCAGUGCAAAUUGUUACAAAAUAUUAUCACAAGGCCUCCUUAUCAAGUGUCAACAAUAUAUUUCUGUUCGGUUUGUUUGUAGUUCAUAGUUCUAAUUAGUUCUACAUACUUGCAGACCCAAUGCCCAUUGCUCAUGCUAUCUCUCUCUUGCCUUGCAUCUGUGUGCAUGUGUGUAUGUAUGUACGAGUGUGUGUGUGUGUGUGUGCAUUUAUUAUACUAAAAGCAAUUGUAAGUUAAGCAUCAUAAUGUUCAGGUUAAUCCAAUAAAAUGUUGAAUAGAA
Messenger RNA from Drosophila sulfurigaster albostrigata, 1228 nucleotides. It is a transcript of the gene opm, whose product is annotated as transmembrane emp24 domain-containing protein 5. The record is from RefSeq and is a predicted model, not a curated record. Gene Ontology annotation, biological process: Golgi organization; intracellular protein transport; endoplasmic reticulum to Golgi vesicle-mediated transport. NCBI's taxonomy places the organism in Eukaryota, Metazoa, Arthropoda, Insecta, Diptera, Drosophilidae. The transcript has 2 exons. Gene Ontology annotation, cellular component: endoplasmic reticulum; COPII-coated ER to Golgi transport vesicle; endoplasmic reticulum-Golgi intermediate compartment. Bases 44 to 874 code for a protein of 276 amino acids.